Penicillium digitatum Pd1 is the source of this 1089-nucleotide messenger RNA. RefSeq names its product Spg1/Tem1 GTP-binding protein. Gene Ontology annotation, cellular component: spindle pole body. Gene Ontology annotation, molecular function: GTPase activity; GTP binding. The record is from RefSeq and is a predicted model, not a curated record. Gene Ontology annotation, biological process: positive regulation of mitotic division septum assembly. Lineage: Eukaryota; Fungi; Ascomycota; Eurotiomycetes; Eurotiales; Aspergillaceae.
AUGGAGUCCCCUAAGUCUAAGUUGGAGUCUCUUGUUGCUCCUGAGGUGGAAGCGCCUGCUGCUUCUGUCCUUGCAGAAUCCGAGCAGAUUGCCCCAGAGGAUCAGACGCAACAGGCGCAGGAGCAAGCAUACGGACAGGGACAGGACUCUUCACCCGAGCAGCCUGUGAACCAACCAUUGGGGCAGUCUGCACCUGUCAUGGCCCAUACUGAAGAGCUGGCUUCCGACCACACAAUUAGCCGUGCCGCCAUCCACAAUGGCUAUAACAGCGACUCGAAAGCGCAUUACCACUCCCGAUCGACUGACUUUCAUCAAUCUGGUCUUGAAUACGCCGCCCAAGACACUGACCAAUCCCGCCAGAACUCAUCUCCGUUGCUCAACCACCACCCUCUACCUGUUCCCAACUCCAGGCCCGGAUCGGGACUCUCUAGUGGACCAGAACGCGCCACCGGGGUUUCCCAGUUACAGCAACAGGACGCCAGUCAGCGCCAAGCCUCCCAGGCCAGCAAGAACAGUGUGGUGAUUAAAGUUGGUAUGGUAGGCGAUGCGCAGAUUGGAAAGACCAGUUUGAUGGUCAAGUACGUCGAGGGCAGCUGGGAUGAGGAUUACAUCCAAACGUUGGGUGUCAACUUUAUGGAAAAGACAAUCUCGAUUCGCAACACUGAAAUCACCUUCUCAAUUUGGGAUCUCGGUGGCCAGCGCGAGUUUGUUAAUAUGCUACCGCUUGUCUGUAAUGACGCCGUUGCAAUUCUUUUCAUGUUCGAUCUCACUCGCAAGAGUACAUUGAACUCCAUUAAAGAGUGGUACCGUCAGGGACGUGGCUUCAACAAGACAGCCAUUCCCUUCCUGGUGGGCACUAAAUAUGAUCACUUUGUGAACUUCCCCCGCGAGGAUCAGGAGGAGAUCUCUAUUCAGGCCAAGCGAUUUGCCAAGGCGAUGAAGGCUAGUCUGAUCUUCAGCAGCACCAGCCACAGCAUCAAUGUGCAAAAGAUCUUCAAGAUCGUUCUAGCCAAGGCAUUCGAUUUAAAGUGCACCAUUCCGGAGAUCGAGAAUGUUGGCGAGCCCCUGCUCCUCUACAAGAAUGUCUAA